ACUUAACAGCUUCCUCUCUUAACCAGCAGGAGAAAAACACCCGAGCUGAGCAACUGCAGAACACGUUCAUUUCUCAAUUUGUUGAAAACCCUACCCAGCUUUCAGACAAGUUUUACUACUUUUAUUCUUUUUCUUUUUUAAAUUUCCUGCUUUUUCUUUCUUUCGUUCUUUUUACUGGACAAGUCUCUCUCUCUCUCUGUCUCUCUCUGUCUCUCUCUCUCUCUCUCUCUGUCUCUCUCUCUCUCUCUCUCUCUCUCUCACACACACACACACACACACACACACACUGGUAAACAAGGAGCCCCUCCUGCACGAAGUGGGGAAGACCCAUCCUUUGGAGAUACCUGCACCAACGUUACAAAGACUAUUUGCCUUGGGAGACAGCAAAGAGUAGGAGCAAAAUGCCACUCGUCCGAUCCCUUUCGGUCACUUCUCUCAACGGUCUCCCUCAAUGGGACAGCGAAGAUUUACCCGUAGAAGACCUACUACUCUUUGAAGUCUCCUGGGAAGUCACCAAUAAAGUCGGUGGCAUCUGCACGGUGAUCCAGACAAAAGCCAAAACUACUUUAGAAGAAUGGGGGGAAAAUUACUUUCUCCUUGGCCCUUAUUUCGAGCACAAUGUAAAGACACAGGUGGAACUUUGUGAACCUCCCAACGUGGCAGUGAAGAAAGCCAUGGAUGUGAUAAAAGCCAAUGGGUAUCAGGUCCAUUUCGGGAGAUGGCUGAUUGAAGGAAGCCCAUAUGUGGUGUUGUUCGAUAUAGCAUCAGCAGCUUGGAAUCUGGAUAGAUGGAAAGGGGAAUUCUGGGACGCUGGCCAUAUUGGCAUUCCUUACCAUGACAGAGAAGCAAAUGAUGUUCUCAUCUUCGGAUCGCUAACUGCCUGGUUUUUGAAAGAGCUUGUCGGUCAGUUUGAAGAGAAGCCUAAUGUUAUAGCUCACUUCCAUGAAUGGCAGACUGGCCCCGGCCUCAUCCUGUGCCGGUCCAGGAAGAUUCCAGUUGCUACCAUUUUCACAACACACGCGACCCUGUUAGGAAGGUACCUCUGUGCAGCCAGCAUAGAUUUCUACAAUCAUUUGGAUCAGUUCGAUAUAGAUAAAGAAGCAGGGGAAAGGCAGAUAUACCACAGGUACUGCAUGGAGCGGGCAUCUGUGCAUUGUGCCCAUGUCUUCACCACGGUCUCUCAGAUAACGGCCAUAGAAGCGGAGCACAUGUUGAAGAGAGCAACUGAUGUUGUCACACCCAAUGGCCUAAACAUUAAGAAAUUCUCGGCUAUGCAUGAAUUUCAGAAUUUGCACGCCACCAAUAAAGCCAGGAUCCAAGAGUUCAUUAGAGGUCAUUUCUACGGCCAUCUUGAUUUCAACCUUGAAAAGACUUUGUUUUUCUUCAUUGCCGGGAGAUACGAGUUUUCAAACAAAGGAGCGGACAUGUUUUUGGAGGCCUUAUCAAGAUUAAAUUUCCUGCUGAGGGUGCACAGAAGUGAUGUCACAGUCGUUGUAUUCUUUAUAAUGCCGGCAAAAACCAACAAUUUCAACGUGGAGACACUGAAAGGCCAGGCAGUCCGGAAACAGCUUUGGGACACUGCACAUUCAGUGAAGGAAAAAUUUGGUAAGAAACUCUAUGAAGCACUGCUAAGAGGAGAAAUUCCUGACAUGAACAAGAUUAUAGAUCGUGAUGACCUAACUAUUAUGAAACGAGCCAUCUAUUCCACCCAGCGGCAGAGCCUCCCACCCGUGACAACACACAACAUGAUCGAUGACUCUGGCGAUCCCAUCCUGAGCACCAUCAGACGGAUCGGUUUGUUCAAUAAUCGGACGGAUCGAGUUAAGGUAAUCCUGCAUCCCGAAUUUCUUUCUUCGACCAGCCCAUUAUUACCAAUGGACUAUGAAGAGUUUGUCAGAGGCUGCCAUCUUGGAGUCUUUCCAUCCUAUUAUGAACCCUGGGGGUAUACUCCAGCUGAAUGCACCGUCAUGGGCAUCCCCAGCGUUACCACGAACCUGUCGGGAUUUGGCUGUUUCAUGCAGGAACAUGUAGCUGACCCGGCUGCUUAUGGCGUUUACAUUGUGGACCGGCAAUUCCGUUCUCCGGAUGAGUCUUGCAAUCAGCUGACCCAGUUCCUGUAUGCAUUCUGCCAACAGUCAAGACGACAAAGAAUUGUCCAGAGGAACCGAACAGAAAGGCUUUCAGAUCUGCUGGACUGGAGAUAUUUAGGGAGAUAUUAUAUGCAUGCCAGACACUUAGCUCUGAGCCGGACUUUUCCUGAAAAAUUUGAGAUGGAACCAAAUGCCCCACCCAAGACUGAGGGUUUUUGUUAUCCACGUCCUUCAUCAGUCCCUCCCUCGCCUUCCGUUUCUCAGCACAACAGCCCCCACCAGAGCGAUGAGGAAGUGGAAGAUGAUGAAAGAUACGACGAGGAGGAAGAGGCUGAGAGGGACAGGCAGAACAUAAAAUCCCCCUUCUCCUUCACUGCUAUGCCAACAAGGAAGAAGAAACAGCAUGGGGAAUAUAGGAACUAAUCCAUCCAAUCCUUCUUUCAUGGCCUUCAGUUGGUGCUACUGCCUCAGAUAUAUACAUGUCAACCUAGAGGAGAGGUAGGCAACUUUGGCUCUUUUAUGACUCGUGGACUUCAACUCCCAGAAUUCCUGAGGCAGCCAUGCUGAGGGGAAAGGGAGAGGUUUCCACGCUUAGCCAUGCAGGCUCAGGAAUUCUGGGAGUUGAAGUCCACAAGUCAUAAAAGGGUCAAGGUUGCCUAUGCCUGCUCUAUAUCAUUCAGACAAAUAGCUGUCCAGUCUCUUAGCUACAAGUUUGAAGGCAGCUUUUCCUCACUAUUUUCUUUAAUAGACAAUUUUUAUGCAGCUUUUCUCAGCGAUGUUUUUCUUCAUAGGAAUAUUAGUUAAAGGCCAACUAUUUUCUGUAUAUGACAGUGGUAGGCAACCUUGGCUCUUUUAUGACUCGUGGACUUUCAACUCCCAGAAUUCCUGAGCCAGCAUGGCUCAGCUUGGAAACUUCUCCCUUUCCCCUCAGCAUGGCUGGCUCAGGAAUUCUGGGAGUUGAAGUCCACCAGUUAUAAAAGAGCCAAGGUUGCCAAACCCUGAGCUAGAGGCUAGAGAGCUAUACUGGACAGUCAGGAAAUAUCAGGGAAUCCUGCCAGAACCAAAUAUCAAAUUCAAUCAUUUGAAUUCCUAUUUUUUCCUAUUGUAAUUCUGAUGAUGUUUUUUUUUUUUUUUUAAAUUUCAUCUUCCUCUUUGGAGUUAGAAGACGACGGCAUUAAAGAUUAAAGAUCAGGAUCGCC
Crotalus tigris (Tiger rattlesnake) is the source of this 3289-nucleotide messenger RNA. It is a transcript of the gene GYS2, whose product is annotated as glycogen synthase 2. The record is from RefSeq and is a predicted model, not a curated record. Gene Ontology annotation, biological process: glycogen biosynthetic process. Bases 402 to 2513 code for a protein of 703 amino acids. NCBI's taxonomy places the organism in Eukaryota, Metazoa, Chordata, Lepidosauria, Squamata, Viperidae. The transcript is spliced from 16 exons. Gene Ontology annotation, molecular function: alpha-1,4-glucan glucosyltransferase (UDP-glucose donor) activity. Gene Ontology annotation, cellular component: cytoplasm.